Messenger RNA from Platichthys flesus (European flounder), 1300 nucleotides. Its product is annotated as transmembrane 4 L6 family member 5-like. The transcript has 6 exons. Lineage: Eukaryota; Metazoa; Chordata; Actinopteri; Pleuronectiformes; Pleuronectidae. Gene Ontology annotation, cellular component: membrane. The record is from RefSeq and is a predicted model, not a curated record. Bases 404 to 1018 code for a protein of 204 amino acids.
AUCCCUGACUCAGACUGAAUCAUGUCCCUUUUCUGAAAUUCAGGAAACAAGACUCCCACGAGUCGUUGCUGCUCUGGAUUCCUGUGACUCAAACUGAUCUAAAAUAAGAAGAGAACUGAAAAUAGAGAAAAAGAUGAAGUGACCUCUGACCUCUGUCACUGGUUUGCUCUGAUUAUACCUUGUACUGAUAACCUGUCGCCAUCUGAUCACAUCGUUUAAUGAAUCCAUAAUGAUUGUUAUUGGCUAUAGUGACCAGAUGUGUGAGUGAACAUCUGGACCCCAAGGACAGAGGGGAGCUUCAGGAUGUUUCCUGUUUCCACACAGCUGUGGGCGUGUCCUUGUUUCUGUGUGAACGCUCUAAACGUUUGUUCCUCAGACUGAAGUGGAUCAGCGGCUCGGCACUAUGUGUGUGUCGAGGUGUCUACAGUGUGUGGGCAUGUCUCUGGUUCCCAUGGCAAUCAUCUGCAUGUUGUCCAACAUCCUGCUGCUGCUUCCUGAGCUGAAGACCAACUUCCUGUGGGAGGGUCAUGUGACCAGGGAGGCCACAUGGGCCACAGGCCUCUGGGCGUCAGGCUUUCUGGUUCUUCUUGGAGCGCGAGCGUCUAUUCGCAGCAGCGGCACCAGAGGCUGCUGCGCAUUCAGGCGUCAGAUGUUGUGUCAGGUGCUGAGCUCCACCGGUUGUCUGGUGGCAGCUGGUGGCUGUUGUCUGGUCAGUGUUACUGGCCUCAUUCAGGGGCCCCUCUGUCUCUACAACACCACCACUGGCCCCAUGUGGGGGGUCCCACUGCGGCCCCUUCAUGACUGUCAAUCAAGUUACCUGUACAAUGCCACCCUGUGGUCAGGAGUGUGUCUGCAGCCUCGAGCUGUGGUUCAUUGGAAUGUAGUUCUGUUCAGUGUGAUGGGGGGGGCCAGCGGGCUGCAGACUGUCCUCUGUGCAGCGAACGUCCUGAACUCAGUGCUGGGCCUGAUGCUGGGCCGAGGUCUCCACGCCAACAAGGUCAGUCCAGUCUCAGUUUAAGACGCCCCCUGGUGGAUCAUGAAUGAGGACGAUGUUCAACACUUCAUAUCAAGUUUUAAAAUCUUUGAAAUUGAAAAUGAGUCUUAUUUUGAAAAGCACAGAUGCACUUUGGAUAAAAUAAGACUUAAAGAUAAAUAAUGACAAUUAUUAUUUAUUAGGGUUCAUUAUUAUGAUUAUAUAAUAUUUAUAUAUAUAAAAGUUAUAUAUGUCACUCGUCAAUGUUCUUGUUUUGUAUCAGUCAGAUAAGGGUGUGUCAGGCAACAUGUGAGUAAAUAAAGUGUA